GUUUAUUUGUGCAGUGUCUCAAGCAUCUCAUUUUGAAUAAAUCUUCCCAUUUCAAUUCCCUCCUUCUCACAAUUUUUUUUUUUUUUUUUGCAAUGGACCUUCAUCAUCAUCAUAUGUCCAAAAGAUGGAGUGACCAACAACUAAGUCCCGACCGUACUAAAGUUUGGAUCGAACCUCCUCAUAAAAAGCGUCGAGUUCCUGUUGUUUAUUAUCUUUGUCGUAAUGGCCAACUCGAACACCCUCAUUUCAUCGAAGUUCCUCUUUCGUCCCCUGACGGACUUUAUCUUCGAGAUGUAAUCUAUCGACUUAAUUCUCUUCGAGGUAAAGGAAUGGCUGCAUUGUAUUCAUGGUCUUCUAAAAGGACUUAUAGAAGUGGAUUCGUGUGGCACGAUUUAUCCGAAAAUGAUUUUAUAUACCCGGCACACGGGCACGAGUACAUUUUAAAAGGCUCCGAGCUCGUCUACAAUAAUAAUAAUAAUGACUCAUCAUUCGGUCUAAAAUCCGACGAAGCAAUGUCGAAGAAAACAUCCUUGUCCGACAUUAAUUUUUCGGUCAAUAAUACUGGAAGUGGAAGGAACCAAUCGUGGACCGGGAUCGAUGACAACGAGUACAAAGUUUAUUCUGGGGUGUCCUCGGCCGUCAGAGUUGCCGCAACUCAGACGUCCAAAAACCGACGACGAAGAGCGAGCGUUGAUGAAAUCGAGAUUUCACCUCCGCCAUCAGACUCGAGCACUGAAACGCUCGAGUCACUAAUGAAAUCGGAUGGUAGUGUAAUCGUACGGUCAGAAGAAAUAGAUGAUAAAAAUGUCCACUUAAAUCCAACGGUUGGAAAUAAAAUGAAGGCAUCGUCCGUGCUAAUGCAGCUGAUCACGUGCGGGUCGAUUUCGUUUAGGGAUUGUGGGCCUGGUGAGAAAAGCCCAUGUUUUGCAUUUGAUUCGGGUUGUAAAUCUAGGAUGAUGCCACGUGGCGAAGAAGGGAGUGAUCGAACGGUGAAGAUUGUAGGUGAAGGAAGAGGGGAGAACGGUGUCACUUUGGUGAGGAAAAAUAAUACGGAGGAUAAAGAAUAUUUCAGUGGGAGUUUAAUACAAACAAAAAAGGAUGAAUUUCCAGCUUUAAAGAGGUCAAAUUCCUACAAUGCAAAUGGCUAAAAAAACUACGAGUACUUUAUAUGAUAUUAAAAAAUCGAAAUACGAUUUUAUUUUAGUUUUUAUUGUAAGUUAGUGUGAGUUUUUUUUAAUUAUUAUUAUUUCGCCAUCAUAAAUUUGUGGAUGUUUCUACCACGUGUGUAAAUGAAUGCUUUCGUUAUAGUAUUUAUUUUGUUUUUAA
Molecule: messenger RNA, 1326 nt
Organism: Erigeron canadensis
Lineage: Eukaryota; Viridiplantae; Streptophyta; Magnoliopsida; Asterales; Asteraceae
Product: protein SOSEKI 5-like
Exons: 3
Coding region: 93-1148 (351 amino acids)
Source: RefSeq, a predicted model, not a curated record